ACGACGCUGAGGUUUUGCAAUCAUGGUCAAUUAUCGUAACACCUCGAAGACAUACCGUACUCCGCGUCGUCCGUUCGAGAAGGAGCGCCUCGACUCCGAGCUCCAGCUCGCCGGCAAGUAUGGCCUUCGAAACAAGCGUGAGAUCUGGCGCGUGCAGCUUGUCCUCUCUAAGAUCCGAUCCGCUGCUCGUGAGCUUCUUACGCUCGACGAAAAGGACCCGCGUCGCGUGUUUGAAGGUACCGCGCUUCUCCGCCGUCUGACUCGUCUCGGGCUCCUCGACGAAUCGCGACAAGCCCUCGAUUACGUGCUGUCGCUGAAGGUCCAGGACUUUUUGGAGCGUCGUCUCCAAACUCAGGUCGUCAAGCUCGGAUUGGCCAAGUCUAUCCAUCACGCUCGUUGCCUUAUCAGGCAGCGUCACAUCCGCGUCGGGAAGCAGCUGGUUAAUGUUCCGUCUUUCAUGGUUCGUGUCGAUUCCCAGAAGCAUAUUGAUUUCUCCCUGAACUCGCCGUUCGGAGGCGGACGACCAGGUCGUGUUAAGCGUCGUGCCAUUGAGCGUCGCAAGAGCAGCGGUGGCGGUGGCGGUGAUGAUGAGGAAGAUGAGUAGAUCUACUCGUAGCGAUAUCGGUGCCGGCUUUAUGGGAUGCUCGUAAUCGUCGCUUUUGAUUACGAGUGGUGAAGUUUAUGUUGUAAAUCGAUAUUGGCUACCGACUUCCGAAUAAUAGCACUAGAUUGCCUGUACUUUAGUACGCCAGCGUGAGGAAUCGGGAGAAAGGACUUGUGGGCUAGUCGAAUCAAUUGAUGCAGAAGCUCUCCCUCAGGUACUUCGGUGCCUCAGUGCUUCAGCGCUGUUUCGUGCGGACCGAGAGAACGAUUUAUUCGGAGUAAAAUUUCCGCUACUUGCUCA
Messenger RNA from Chondrus crispus (carragheen), 904 nucleotides. Its product is annotated as 40S ribosomal protein S9. Gene Ontology annotation, molecular function: structural constituent of ribosome; rRNA binding. The record is from RefSeq and is a predicted model, not a curated record. The transcript is spliced from 4 exons. Gene Ontology annotation, biological process: positive regulation of translational fidelity; translation. NCBI's taxonomy places the organism in Eukaryota, Rhodophyta, Florideophyceae, Gigartinales, Gigartinaceae. Gene Ontology annotation, cellular component: cytosolic small ribosomal subunit. Bases 23 to 604 code for a protein of 193 amino acids.